This is a messenger RNA of Cladocopium goreaui, 2520 nucleotides long. Lineage: Eukaryota; Dinophyceae; Suessiales; Symbiodiniaceae. The record is from the annotation of a GenBank genome assembly.
AUGAUGAAACCGUUGUACCUGAAAUCAGUGGUGAACUUGACAAGCAUUCCCCAAACCUCUGCAAGCUUGGUCCCACUUGAGGGCGAGGCAACCAUUACUUUGGACUGGGGGCUCCCUUUGACUGAAGACUGCCAAGAAAUUCUUUUCCAAAGGAUUCGACUUCAUUUCGAGAAGUCCACCGCCAUAGUGGAAGAUGCUCAGGACCGUCGUCGCUACCGGAUGUCUGAAUCAGACCUCAUGUGCCUCAGGAAUUUGGUUUGUCUCUAUGGGCAAGUCCGUCAGUUCUUGAGCACCAGGGUCCCCUCUUUUGACAAGUUGGAUUUGGCCAUCAAGACUGGCAACACAGCGGACCACGAAGUGGCUGGGGUCUUGGAGCAACGGCCACACCAGUUUGCUGCUUCGUUCUUGCCAAUGGCACAGCAGACUGCCAUGGAGAAUGCCAAAAAGCAAGAGGAAGUCGUGACCAUGGAAGUUCAAAAACAACGGCUGGAACUUCGUGAUGUCAAAUGGAAAUACUUUCAAGCUGCCCUUGCAAGGGACCAAGACAUCAUAGCAACAAUCCAGGCAGCCCCAAAGCGUCUUGAAGCACUUCGGCAUCGAAAACAAAUGGCUUGGAGAGUCGAGCAAUCACAGCAAGGAGAGCGGGUCGUCCAGAGCUACAUGCAACAGUGCCUGCGCACCGAGCUGGUCGAGAAAGUUGAGCAUGGCCAGCUCAAGAUCAAUGAGUACCGCCAGUUUGUGGCCAACCUCUGCAACUGUCGUGAGACUGAUGUGCACAUGAUCACGCUCAUAGAUCUGAAUGUGCCACUUGCCAAAUCGAAAGAGAAGAUGGAGGAACUCUGCACUCUGAUGCAGUUCGUCAAUGAUCUCAACCCUACCCGCCAUGUCGGGGUGGUGGAGCUGCCGGAGACUGCCAAAAAAACUUCCAAACGAGGUCUUUGCGACGAAGAAGCCGAUUUGCAGCAGACACUUUGGGGUCUGCGCCAAGUCUGUGAUGCCAGGUGGAUCGUGCCCUUUGACAUCCAUCCGUCUGCGGAUGCGCAAACGGCCCGAAGGAGAUUCAGCAGUGGACGCUUGGUGGUGAACAAGGAUUUUGACGAGGAAAACCCGUGGAUCAACAACUCGGAAUUUGGUUGCGCUGGUCGUCCCCUCACCGAGGACAAGAUUCUUCUCCCCCUUUCCAGGGAGCUACUUCUUCCUGAAGCUCUUGAUCCCGACAAUGACCUACGGUUUGCUGAACGAACAAGGCCAUCAGUUGAAGCUGCCAGCGCCCAAAAGGGCCAACAACGUUGGCUUACCAUGUUCAGGAGCCUCCUUGCCAUGACUUCCUACAGCUUGAAGAUCAAACCGCUGAUCAUCGUCAAUCUGACGUCGUAUGUUGAAGAUGCUUUCCACCUGCGAGAAGCCAAGGAGGAAUUGAAGGGCGGCUUCAACACAUGCAACCUCUUCUACCAGAGCAUUUGGUUUCUCAACAAGGACCAGUUUGGGGCUGCCAGGCUCACGAGAGAAGUUGUCGACCAUUGGCUUGCAGGAAAGCUAGAGUUUGCAGGACAAAAGAUUUGCCUGAACCCCCCAGAGCUGUCACCUGACGAAGUGGCAUCUGUGCCCGGAGGCACGGCAUGUGCCAACAGUUUGGACACUGUUUCUUUUGAAGUUCUCGAACGCAGUGGUGGGAAGAUGCUGAUCAAAUCCGACGAGAACAAGCUCUGGCUGUCGCAAGGUGGCACCAUUACUGAGGACUACAAGGCCCUGCAUGCCAAGCAUAUGGAGCUCAUUGGUUCCGGGAUUGAUGUGGUGGAAUCUCCACAAGCUCCAGCCGAGACUGGCGGUGGGGGAGAAGGUGAGACGACCGCUGGGCCCACUUCGCCACCAUGUGAAGAAAAGGAAUCCCUGGAAAAGUUGCAGGAGUCACCCGGGGUGGAAGUCAAGGUAGCUUCAGAGAUUUCCGGGGUUGACCUUGUGCUUGCAAAGGAUUCGUCUCUAUGGCUUGUUGCUAGUACCGACAAGGUGGUGGCCAAGAACUCCCAAUUGGGAGGAUUUGGGACGGGACAAUACGUUCCUGCUGAAGAAGAACAAGGAUUGGACUUCCUCUUGCCAUUGGGCGACAAAAGCCUGGUGCAAUUGGACGAAAGCAGUUGGAAGACAGAUGGCAGUGGAACCUCGGUUGUGACUUUUUACAAGCUCUUAGUGAUGUGUGAACGUGACAAAAACAUCACAGACCACAAGGUCAGCUACAUGACCGUGUCCAGAAAGGCCCAGACCAAUCUGGAACAGGGGAUGGACGGAUUUGAUAUCCAGUACAAGAACAAAAUGCGAUUCAAAUGCUUGCCGCAGGACCGCUUGACGGGGAAAAACAUCUUCUCCAAAGUUGUGUCGCAGGCUGCAGGGUAUCAACAAAUCCUGCCGGUGUUCCGAUUCCGAUUCGAGAGGAUUGGGGGCACGUUGAAGCUUCAGAAGCCUCACAUGAUUACCAAAAAUUCGCUCCAGCUCAAGGCAAACAAGCCUUUGAAAAUCCAGUGA